Molecule: messenger RNA, 5358 nt
Organism: Myotis brandtii (Brandt's bat)
Lineage: Eukaryota; Metazoa; Chordata; Mammalia; Chiroptera; Vespertilionidae
Gene: CUNH4orf54
Exons: 4
Coding region: 1-4827 (1608 amino acids)
Source: RefSeq, a predicted model, not a curated record
AUGGCCGAUGGCGCCCGGUCUCCUGGCUGCCGACGGUGCCAAGCGAACAACUGGACAGGACAGCUCAGCUCCAGGAAGGUGGCCACAGUCUCGGCCAGAGCAGCAGCCCCCCAGCCACAGACCUCCUUUGCCCCCCCAGCCAGGAGCCUUCCCACCCCCAUCAGCCUUGCCUGGGCCCCGCCACAGGGGCUGAAGAGCUGGGAGGUGGUGGCCACAGGGGCGGUGGUGUCUACAGCCUUGGGGCCUGUCCAGGCACGCAGGACCCUGCUCCGGGCAACUCUUCGGCCCCUCCAGGGCCAGGGAGGGACCCAGGACAACCCCAGCGCUCACCACUGUCUCUUCCUGUCCCUGAUACCGGGGCGAGGGCUCAGAAUGGAAGCCGCUGCUCCUGAGCCGAAUCCGCAGGCCAGACCAAGGGAGGUGGGGGACGGGGUGAGCGGAGCUCAAGAUAGCCAGGAGCUGAAGCAGCAGCUGCAGCCGUGGCCUGAGCCACCAGCCUCCUCCCAGCAAGAAGGGAAAUAUGUGGAGAUGUGCGCUGCCGGAGCCCAGAGGGAGAGGCCCCGGGCCAUGGAACUGAGUCCGGAGUGCUCAGCUGGGGACCCAAGGGCCUCCAGGAGUCCCGAGGAGGGAGCCCUAGACGAGCCCAGCAGUCCAGAGGGUAAGGCUCCGACCCCCCAGAGGAACCCUGCUUCUGUGGAGCUCACCAGAUCCCAGCUCUCCGGCACUGAUGGCAGCAGCGACUUCUCCUUCUCCUCCGCCACCUCCUCCCCGGUGGACAAAGCAGAAGGGGGCCUUUUCAAGGAUGAAGCCAGCACGUCAACAGGGGCUCUGGCCACCUCGUCCUCCUCUUUAGGCUUUGAGAGCGACAGUGGUGAGAGUGCAGGGAGCUGCCAGCCCAGGAAGGAAGCGGGAGAGGGAAAGGCAGGAGGAGGUGCAGGAGGACGAGGAGCAGCGGGGGCAGAAGCUGGGACAGAGUACAGGGACAUUAUUGCCAAGUCCCAGGGAAGCAGGGCCCCCCCCAAAUCCGAGGAGGCUCACUACAUCACCACCCACGAGAUCCAGCUGAGCGAGGUGGAGCAGGACAUGGAUUUCGACGUGGGGCUCGCCUCCCACUGGGAUUUCGAGGACAACAACGUGAUCUACUCAUUCGUGGACUACGCUUCCUUCGGUGGCAGCGACGAGACCCCGGGGGACAUCACCACCCCAACCGAAGAGGAGGACAACAGCUGCUACCUCAGCACCACUCCCAGCACCAGCGCCCCCCGGACGCCCAGCCCCUUCAGCAUGGCAGGGGCAGCCGCCGCCGCCAGCAGCUGUGGGAGUGCAGCAAGCCAGAUCCUCCUAUCAAUCAAGCCGACUUCCCGGGCUAUAAAUGAGCCUAGCAACGUGCGUGCAAAGCAAAACAGUCUUCACGCUGCCAAGCAUGAAGGCGACAUGAGCCUCCGCGGCCCCACAGCUGCCGAACACCGCUCCAGUCCCCCGAAGCAGGACCCGGCUGCAGCCGUGGCUCAGGACCAUGCAAAGAAAUUCAUCGCUGUCCCUGCUCGCCUGCAAACCCGCUGCGGGGCGGUGCGGGCCAAGGAGCUGGUGGACUAUGCCAGCGGGGCCUCCAGCGCCGUGAGCGAGCUGGACGAUGCGGACAAAGAGGUGGGUAACCUGACCUCCCGCGCCUUCCGGAGCCUGGCGUACCCCUACUUCGAGGCUCUGAACAUCAGCUCCCGGGAGUCCUCCACGCUCUCGGAGGUCGGCUUCGGGCGUUGGUCCACCUUCCUGGACCUCAAAUGCGGGGGCGUGGGGGCCCGGGUGGAGCAGAGCCUGCUGCGGAGCAGCGCGGCCUCGGUGGCCGCGGGGCUGCGCAAGGGCGGCGCGGCCAGGCCAGCUGCCGACCAGCUCUGCAUCCACGCCAGGAAGGCCCAGACCAAGGCCCUGGAGUUCGUGGUCAGCAAAGUCGAGGGCGAGAUCAAACAUGUGGAGACGCCUCUGUGUUUCCAGAAGCAGCUGCAGACGGGCUCCCGCGUGGUCACCCUGCUGGAGCCUCUGAAUCUGCGCAGCGACAGCAAAGCCAGCUCCAGCGCCAGCUCCGAGUACACGGUGCUCAGCGUGUCCGAUGCGGGUGCGGAGGGGCCCGUGGCGGGGUCCAAGUCCCCCAUCUUCAAAGCCAGCGCCCCUCGGGAGAGCCAUGCAGGCUCGGGCCGCAGCGCCGCCGAUGGACGCGCAGAGGAGGUGUGCGAGAUCAAGCAGAGCGCCUCCGAGACGGUCAAGGGCAUCUUCCUCCGCAGCCAGAACAGUGCGUUCAGGUCCUGGAAGGAGCGAGAGGCCGAGAAACGGGAGGACAAAGCCCCCGUGGGGAAGCUGAAGCUCCCCAAGGGGGGCGACUGGAGGGCUGAUCUCGGGGAGGUCUCGGCCAGCAAGUCCACCAUCAUGUCCCGUCUCUUUGUCCCCAACAUCCAGCAGACACCCAAGGAGAAGCAGCCGGGGAAACAGGCCACCAAGUACCCUGCGGCCCAGGCCACGUCCACGGCCGUGGUCGGGCCCAAGGCCCCGGAAAUCAAGAUCCGGUUGGGCAGCGUGCAGCAGCCAGGCUCGGACUUCAGCAUCGCCAAGCUGCUCACGCCCCAGCUGGCCGGCGGCAGCUCCUCCGGCCUCCUCAAGGCAGCUGAGGACAACGCCCGGGGCCCACAGAAACUCUUCCGGGGGGACAGCCUGGAAAAGGUGCCCCAGUUCCAGGUGAGGGACGUCAGGGACAAGUCCAAGGCCCAGGGCCCCCUCCACCAGGUGAGGGACGUCAGGAAGCUCAUCAAGGGGUCCGGAGACAGCAGCGACAAGGGCAGCGUGACCCCCGAGCAGGGGCUGAGCGGGCCCAAGCCCAGGCCGCUGGCUGCUGCCGCUGGCGCAUCCAGGUCCCUGUCCCCCUUGGUGAUCACGUGCCAGGCCGUGGUGAACCAGAGGGAGGACGGCGCGGACCGGGAGCUGGGGGAGAGCCUGGGCAGAGGGGGCAGCGGCGGCCUGAACCCCUCUUCGGCAGAAGGGACGGUCUUGGUUCACCGGGCAUCUGGGAGGCUGCCUGUGGCCACCAUCGCCCCCAAUAAGCCCGAGCAGGGCUCCUACCUGCCUGUGCUCAAGAUCAUCUCCAAGGCCUCUGCUCAGAAGACCCCAGAGAAGGCCAAGGACGAGGAGGCCAAGGAGGAGGGGAAAGGCCCCAAGCCAUCGCGGAACGCCCUGGAGAAGCUGACGGCCGCGGUGCGGUCUAUGGAGGAGCUGUACAGCUUCGACAGGCACGAGUGGAAGCGCAAAAGCGACCCCUUGCCCACGAUGACCGACAGCCACGUCCUGUCGCUCAUCGCUAGCGAGGAGAGGGGAGGGGCCGGCGGUGCCGAGGGGGACCCUGACAAGCUGGCCAAACGGCUGGGUGAGGUGGGAGAGCACGGCGCGGGCCACAAGGACGGAGUGGUCCUGCGUGCGGCCCCCUUGGAGCGCCUGCAGCGGAGAAACUCCAACCCGAGCUCCGAGAGCGUGUCUGCCCGCGCGGCUGCCUUCGAGAACCUGGCCAGGGAGCGGCCCCGAUCCCUCUAUAUUCCCCCAGCCCACAAAGAUGGGGAGAGAACCCAGCCCCUGCAGCCCCUGCCCCCACUCCCCAGCAACAGGAACGUGUUCACGGUGAGUGCCAGCAGCAUCCAGAAAACUGGGGGUGUCGCUGGCAAGUUCCCCCAAGGGCUUUCUCCAGAGAGUCCUUCCGCAACAAAGGGCAGCAAAUCUCAGGGACUCCGGUCCCUCAAGAUCUCUCCGGCCACCCGGGCACCGCUUGAUGAGGCGCCCAGCAGGAAAAAUGGCAGCAACUUGGUAAAGAGCAAUAGUGACUGUGAAAAUUACCUGACCAUCCCCCUUAAAGGAAGCUCUGCAGCUGGGCCUGGGGCCAGGAGGGAGGGGCCCCCAGCCUCCUCUGCAGCCACUCUCUGCAGCUUGCCCCCCCUGAGUGCUCGCAGUCAGGUCCCCAGUUGCCCCAAAGGUUCCCAGGUCAGUGGAACCAGCCGGCCAGCUUGGCCUAGCAAACCUGACAACCCACGGCAGUCGGUCGCUGCCCCCUCAGGGCCCCAGAGCCCCGGGCAUCCCCCCACUGCUAUCUACCACCAGCAGCCACUGCCCUUCCCCCUGCAGGGGGCCCAGCCCCAGGUCCUUUGCUUCUCCCCACCUGGCAUGCCCGCCCCAGCACCUGCAGGCCCAGCUCCGGUGCCCACAGAUGCCUUCCAGCAGCCACAGCCUCAGCAGACCCAGCGAAAGAUGCUCCUGGAUGUGACGACCGGCCAGUACUACCUGGUGGACACACCGGUACAGCCCAUGACCCGGAGACUGUUUGACCCCGAGACAGGGCAGUAUGUGGAUGUGCCCAUGACCUCCCAGCAGCAAGCAGUGGCUCCCAUGUCCCUCCCUGUGCCUCCCUUGGCCCUGAGUCCUGGGGCCUAUGGACCCACCUACAUGAUCUACCCUGGGUUUCUGCCCACAGUGUUGCCUACCAGCGCCUUGCAGCCCACACCAGUUGCUCAUACUCCAGGGGGGAGUGAGCUCUCCCAGAUGGCUGCAGAGAGCCCCAGCAAAGAGCCAGCUGCCAAGUUCACCGAGGCCCCAUACUUCAUGGCCUCUGGUCAGUCUCCCACCUCCGCUUCUUCCUCGGCCCCAGCAGCCACAUCCCAGCUGGUGGGGGCCAAGGGCUUCGCCCAGCUGCACAGCAAACCUGUCAUCAGCAUCACUUCCCAGCCCCUGGGGCCGAGGAUCAUCGCGCCCCCCUCCUUCGACGGCACCACCAUGAGCUUUGUGGUGGAGCACAGAUGAUGGGCAGUCACCAGGAAGCAGGACGGAGCCGCUGCUGGAGCAAGACAGAAAGAUGGACUAUUCUUCUUUAAUCUGAAGGUUGCAUUGUAACAGCACUAAGAAUUCAUCUGAAAAACUUCCUCUACAUGUGUUAUUCUUAGUUUUUGCUUCUUAUAAACCAAGAGUGUAAGUUUCUAUAUUUUCCUGAACAACGCUGUUAAGAAAGUUUGUGCUAUUUUAGUUUUACUAGGCUGAUUGAAUGGUUGCAUUAUUCCCCUGUAAAAAUCAUUUCUUUUUAUACUUAAUACAGGACAUAAGCUUUUUAUUUAUCUUUUCCUCCAUUUGGCUAGACAAAAUAGCCCUUAAGUAUUUUCAUAGUUCAAUCAAACCAUACAGCAGAAUGGGGUUUGUUCUAUUGUAAACCAACCAGUAAAUCAAUAACUUGGAAUUCAAAUCACCUUAUAGGUUCUUGGAAUACAUGAGGACUAGCUGGUAGAAUUGCAGCGCAUGCUUGGAUUUUAAAUAUGAUGGGUCCUCACUUUGAAUCAUAUA